AUGAGAAUCCCACCCAUCGACGUCCUCAUGAACUGGCCACGGCCAAACUACAUCAACCCGGUCGACCGUGGUCCCGGGCUGCUAAUCAUCGAAUCGGCGUUUCUGGGACUCGCAUUGACGUGUUUGUGCCUGCGGAUGUACGUCAGGAUAUUCAUGAUCCAACAGACGUGGUGGGACGACUGGCUCAUGUGCGCGGGAAUGGUGUUCUGCAUCGGCGUGACGAUUUGCGUGAUUCUAGCAACUGAAAUGUACGGUUGGAAUCUGCACGUUUGGGACAUACCUCUGUCGCUGAUCAGACAGAGCCGGCAGAUAUCCAUGGCGGCGCAGACCCUCUUCCUCUUCGCAUCCGGCCUCUGCAAGCUCUCGAUCCUCGCAAGCUACCUGAGGCUCGCGGCGCCUGGUACUUGGUUCCAGCGUCUUACCUGGGCGACUGGGGGCCUCGUGUUCACCUUGACGUGGGUCUUUCUCAUCGUCCUGUGGACUCAGUGCAUGCCCAUCUGGCACUACUGGACGCUUUUCGCCGACUGGGGCAACUGCAUCCCGGAGUGGCCGCCGCUCGCGGGCCAGGGCAUCACGAACGUGCUGACCGACGUCGCCGUCUACCUCCUCCCGAUGCCCACCCUGUUCCGGCUGCGGAUGCCGCUGAGCCAGCGCAUAAGUCUGGUCGUCCUGUUCGGCCUCGGGACGGUGGUGGUCGUCGCGGGUGUCAUGCGGACAUAUUGGGUCCUGCAGGUCGAGAUCCGCUACGCCGUCGACCCGGCGUACGACCUCACCUGGGACGGGUUCAACGUCUGGGUCUGGACGGCCCUCGAGGUGAACCUUGCCAUCGUCUGCGGCUGCGCCCCGGCACUCAGGCGGCUGUUCACCGGCAGGAAGCAGGAGAAGACGCGGCCGGCGCAGGGCUCCGUGCCGACUAUUGGGUGCUGGGGGUGGAAGAAGGGGGGCCAAGAGACACGGCAGAGGAACAACGAGGAGGAAUACGGGCUUGCAGUGUUUCAGUCCCGGAGCAUGUGUGCAAAGGAAUCAUCAGUCACGAAGCUGGUCUGA
This is a messenger RNA of Colletotrichum destructivum, 1047 nucleotides long. RefSeq lists its product as uncharacterized. Lineage: Eukaryota; Fungi; Ascomycota; Sordariomycetes; Glomerellales; Glomerellaceae. The transcript has 4 exons. The coding region runs from base 1 to 1047 and encodes 348 amino acids. The record is from RefSeq and is a predicted model, not a curated record.